This is a messenger RNA of Coffea eugenioides, 2322 nucleotides long. RefSeq names its product subtilisin-like protease SBT1.9. Gene Ontology annotation, molecular function: serine-type endopeptidase activity. The record is from RefSeq and is a predicted model, not a curated record. NCBI's taxonomy places the organism in Eukaryota, Viridiplantae, Streptophyta, Magnoliopsida, Gentianales, Rubiaceae. The transcript has a single exon. Gene Ontology annotation, biological process: proteolysis. Bases 1 to 2322 code for a protein of 773 amino acids.
AUGGAACCUAUUAAAGUCUACCUUCUCCAGCUGUUUACUCUUUUCUUAGCUGUUGCAGUCCUUAGUUCUGCUACGGCAUUAGAGUCGGCAGAAAGAUCUUCUUUUAUCAUCCACAUGGAUCAUUCGCUCAUGCCCCUGGUUUUUUCUAACCAGGAGCAAUGGUAUUUGAACGCCAUGAGCAAUCUCAAGUCAAUGAACCACCCCAAUCCACACCGUCACCAGAGCCAACCAAAACUUCUUUACACAUAUCGCCAUGCAAUUCACGGGUUCAGUGCGAUGUUAUCAACAAAUGAAUUGGAAUAUCUGAAGAAAUUGCCUGGUUUUUUGUCAGCCUAUAAGGACAAGGUUGGCACUCUUGAUACCACCUACACAUACAAAUUCCUUCAGCUAAAUCAUGCGGAUGGACUAUGGCCAGCUUCUGACUUUGGCAAUGAUGUAAUAGUAGGAGUUAUUGACACAGGAGUUUGGCCGGAGAGUCCCAGCUAUAGAGAUGGCGGAAUGCCAAAAGUUCCAUCUAGGUGGAAGGGGAGAUGCGCUGGGGGAGAUUCAGAAGACUUCAAUUCUUCCUUGUGCAACAAGAAGCUAAUUGGAGUCCGUUAUUUUUACCAAGGAAUCUUGGCAGCCAAUGGUGGGAACGGUGAACAAAACAAGUUCACAGCAAGAGACGGGAAGGGACAUGGCACACACAUCUCAUCAAUUAUUGCUGGAAACUAUGUCAAACAAGCUUCAUUUUUCGGAUAUGGCACAGGUACAGCAAGGGGGAUUGCGCCAAAAGCUAGAUUGGCGAUAUACAAGGUAUCUUGGGAGGAACAAGAUCCUUAUGAAUCUGAUGUUGUUGCUGGCAUUGAUCAAGCACUGGCUGAUGGGGUUGAUAUAAUCUCUCUGUCUUUAGGUUUCAGCGGUGCCAGUCUAUAUGAAGAUCCAGUUGCGAUUGCUUCCUUUAGUGCAAUGCAACAGAAUGUAUUCGUCUCAUGUUCAGCUGGGAAUGAUGGUGAAUUUGGCAUUGGAAGUUUACAUAAUGGAAUUCCAUGGAGCUUGACAGUAGCAGCAAGCUCCACAGAUCGUAGAUUCUGUGGAACUUUGUGUUUAGGGAAUGGGGUUAACCUUAAUGGUUGGACCCUUUUUCCAGCAAGAGCAGUCAUUAAAGACUCACCCCUAAUUUAUAACAAAUCCAUUUCAGCUUGCUUCCCUGUUGAGUUGCUUGACAAACUUUCUGGUGGAAUAGUCAUUUGCAAUGUGUCUAAAUUCAGCGCCUUCUUGGCUCAGAUGUCCUCCGUGUCCAAAUCCAGAGUAAAGGCUGCAAUAUUUGUCUCCUCAGAUCCUCAAAUAUUUGAAGAAGCUUCAUUUGAGUAUCCUGGGGUUGUGAUCAGCCCUUCUGAUGCAGCACAAGUCAUUAAGUAUGCAUUAACUAGUUAUCAACCAUCUGCUAGUAUCCAGUUCCAAAAGACUUGCUUGCACUCAAAGCGUGCCCCAGGCGUUGCUUCAUAUAGCUCACGAGGUCCAGCUCCUAGCUUUCCGCAAAUCCUGAAGCCAGAUUUGAUGGCGCCGGGAACACAAGUGCUAGCAGCCUGGAACCCAACUAAACCAGUGGCCAGCAUCGGUUUCAACAUCCAAUUGUCUAGUGAUUUCAAUCUCGCUUCUGGUACAUCCAUGGCUUGUCCUCACGUUUCUGGUGUUGCCGCACUUCUUAAAGGUGCACAUCCUGAAUGGAGUCCAGCAGCUAUUCGAUCUGCCAUGGUAACCACAGCAAACCCCCUUGACAACACUGGAAAUCCUAUCCAAGAUAUUGGCUUCAACAAUACAAUUGCCACCCCUUUAUCCAUGGGCGCAGGAGAAGUCAGUCCCAAUAGUGCACUCAAUCCGGGUCUCAUAUAUAACGCAACAACAGAAGAUUACAUAAACCUUCUGUGCUCAACAAAUUAUACUUGGAAACAAAUCAAAAUAAUCACAAGAUCCAACUACAGUUGCUCAAAUGCAUCUUCUGAUAUGAACUAUCCAUCAUUCAUUGCUCUGUACAACAAUACGACUAAGAAUGUCUUGAAGCAAAGAUUUCAAAGGACAGUCACAAAUGUUGGAAAUGGGGCAGCAAUCUACAAGGCUCAAGUGACAGCACCAAAGGGCUCAGCGGUGACUGUCUACCCAGAGAUAUUGGUGUUUGGGAAAAAAUAUGAGGAGAAGAGCUAUGUUCUGACAAUACAGUAUAAUGCUAAUCAAAAUAAGACAAUCACAUUUGGUUCAAUCGUUUGGGUAGAGGUUGAUGGCAAGCAUAUUGUGCGGAGCCCUAUAGCCGUUGCACCAAUGAUUGAAGUAUGUUGUGGUUAA